CCCCCCACACACACAGUCAUCUUCUUUAGUUGAAGAUCUACCUUUGGAUCCAACCAUUUCCCCCAAUGGCUUUGAAGCUCUUCUUAAUCUCCUUCAUUCUAACAUCACUCAUCUUCACAAUGCUAUACAUAUCCACCUACUUAACUUCAUACAACAACAACAACAUCCCAAUACUCCUAAACCAAUCACCACUUUCAACUCUAGUAAUCCCCAAAUCUAUCAACAACACCAGACCAUACCCAGUCUCAUUCGCCUACUUGAUCUCCGCAUCAAAAGGCGACACUUCUAAACUCAAAAGAACCAUCCACGCCCUCUACCAUCCAGCCAACUUGUACCUAAUCCACCUGGAACUCGACGCAACACAUGACGAACAUCAAGACAUUGCAACAUUUGUUUCAGACAAUAAGGUUUUUCAGGUCGUUAGGAAUGUUUUUGUUGUAGGUAAGCCUAAUAGAGUCACGUACAGAGGGCCCACAAUGCUUGCAACCACUUUGCACGCUAUGUCUAUGCUGUUAAGGAUUCACGAUGCCAGCUGGGAUUGGUUUAUUAAUCUUAGUGCUUCUGAUUAUCCUUUAGUUACUCAAGAUGAUCUGAUAUCUGCGUUCUCGGUGAUGCCGAAACAUUUGAAUUUCGUACAGCAUACGAGUCGGUUGGGUUGGAAAUUGAACAAGAGGGGGAAGCCGGUUAUGAUUGAUCCGGGUCUUUAUAGUUCGAAUAAAUCGGAGAUAUGGUGGGCGAUCAAGCAAAGGACUCUGCCUACUGCUUUCAAGUUGUAUACAGGUUCAGCAUGGACUAUAUUAUCAAGAUCAUUUGCAGAAUAUUGCAUAGUCGGUUGGGAAAACUUACCACGAACGCUCCUACUUUACUACACAAAUUUCGUUUCAUCGCCUGAAGGAUACUUUCAGACCGUCAUAUGCAACUCAAAAGACUACAAAAACACCACGGUCAACCAUGAUCUUCAUUACAUUACAUGGGACACACCACCAAAACAACACCCGAGGUUGCUUGGACCCCGAGACUAUAGAAAAAUGGUUCUUAGCAGUCGCCCAUUUGCAAGAAAAUUCAAGCACAACAAUGUGGUUCUUGAUAGAAUUGACCGCGAGCUACUCAAGAGACGUCCUAACCAUUUCACCCAUGGAGGGUGGUGUUCUGCAGGUGCUGGUAAGCAUCAAACGUGCUCGAGUUUGAAUAACAACGGGUUUGGUGUUUUGAAGCCUGGGGCGGGUGGCCGAAGGUUGAGAACAUUGCUAACAAAGUUGACAUCUAGUCCGAAUUUUAGGAAACGUCAAUGUAAAUGAUUUUAUGUAUGAUGAUAAAUAAGUCGCGGCUGGCCGCUCACGAUUUAUAAGAAUAUUCAGCUUGUAGCAUUAGAAUUUCUUGGGGGGAAUAUUUGUUAAUUUUUGGUGGUUGAUGGUUUAGGACUAUAUACUAUUCAUGAAUAAUGUAUGGUUUAGAUUGAAUUCAAAGUACCCUUUAUA
Helianthus annuus (common sunflower) is the source of this 1478-nucleotide messenger RNA. Its product is annotated as beta-glucuronosyltransferase GlcAT14A. Gene Ontology annotation, cellular component: membrane. Bases 66 to 1298 code for a protein of 410 amino acids. The record is from RefSeq and is a predicted model, not a curated record. Lineage: Eukaryota; Viridiplantae; Streptophyta; Magnoliopsida; Asterales; Asteraceae. The transcript has 4 exons. Gene Ontology annotation, molecular function: glucuronosyltransferase activity.